AUGUCGGUCAUGACCACUGAGCCGCCGACGCCCACACGCACUUCGAGCGGUUUCAGCCUCCUCUCGAAAAUCAAGUCCCACAAGGAAUCCAAAUAUCUCAGCCCUUCCAAGCCGCCGGUCCAUCGGACGGGGAGCUAUGGCAGCAAUUUCGACCUUCCAUCGCGACCGUCGCCUUUCUCGUUGCCCGCUCGGGAAGGCGCAGGAGCCAAAGCUCGGCGCUUGAGCGCAGAUCCUCGAGACGAUUUCUUCGUCGAUGUUUGUCCGCUGGAGGACGAGUUUGUCUCGGCGUCCAAGAUAGGCCGGCGAAAAGAGAUCGGGAAGGGUGCCAGUGCAACAGUCAAGAUCAUGCUGCGCAAGGGUGAGAAGAAAGGUGAGGGCGCGGCGCUGUAUGCCGUCAAGGAGUUCCGCAAGAAGUCUGCGAGGGAAACAGAGGAAGAAUACGUUCGGAAGGUCAAGUCGGAGUACACCAUUGCCAAAUCUCUUAACCACCCCAACAUAGUGCAAACCGUGCGGCUGUGCACGAACAAUGGACGCUGGAAUCAUGUCAUGGAGUAUUGCGCGCAAGGCGAGCUCUUCAGCCUAGUAGAACGAAAGUAUUUCAAGGCCGAGGACCGGAACUGCAUCUUCAAGCAAGUCCUUCGCGGGGUCAACUACCUGCACGAACACGGGAUUGCGCACCGCGACAUCAAACUGGAAAACCUGCUCAUGACGGACGAUGGAUAUAUCAAGAUCACUGAUUUUGGUGUUUCGGAGGUGUUUCGUGGUGAUCAUCCGGGGAUUGCGCUUUCGGGAGGACGGUGUGGACAAGGCAUGAGAGAGGUUCGCAAGUCGGCUCCUGGUAUUUGUGGUUCGAAGCCAUACAUAUCGCCCGAGGUUUUAGCCCAAGACCGGGAAUACGAUCCAACCAAAUUGGACGUAUGGGGUUGUGCGAUCCUCUUUCUGACCAUGUUUCACAUCGGCAACCCGUGGCAAAGUGCGAGCAAGAAGGAGAUGAAUUAUUCCCUGUUCCUGGAAGGCUGGCAAGCGUUUCGGGAGCGAUUCCAGGAUUCGGCCAUUGACGAGAACUGCCAUCCGCAAUGUGGGCCCAUCUUCAAUGCGCUGCCGUCGAAUUCGAUCCGGCGGUGUAUCCUCAAGAUGCUUCACCCCGAACCCGAAUGGCGAUGCAGCAUCAGCGACGCGCUGAACGAUCGAUGGAUCAAGGGAGUCGAAUGCUGUUCACGCGAGGAUACCGGACCGACGUUCGAAGCGAUUGAUGUGUCCAAGACUGGGUGUCACAAGGUGGCUGCCAGAAUGAAAGUACAAGCCAAACAUGACCAUCUGCCACCACCCGUCAAGCGACUGCCUCAACAUCGCUUUGAUAUGGGCGAUGGGACAUCUCGCUACGACUGA
Fonsecaea nubica is the source of this 1389-nucleotide messenger RNA. RefSeq lists its product as hypothetical. Gene Ontology annotation, biological process: intracellular monoatomic cation homeostasis; protein phosphorylation; intracellular signal transduction. The transcript has a single exon. Gene Ontology annotation, molecular function: ATP binding; protein serine/threonine kinase activity. The record is from RefSeq and is a predicted model, not a curated record. Lineage: Eukaryota; Fungi; Ascomycota; Eurotiomycetes; Chaetothyriales; Herpotrichiellaceae. Bases 1 to 1389 code for a protein of 462 amino acids.